Messenger RNA from Cyprinodon variegatus (sheepshead minnow), 2471 nucleotides. RefSeq names its product interferon-induced GTP-binding protein Mx. The coding region runs from base 118 to 1983 and encodes 621 amino acids. The transcript has 12 exons. Lineage: Eukaryota; Metazoa; Chordata; Actinopteri; Cyprinodontiformes; Cyprinodontidae. Gene Ontology annotation, biological process: defense response to virus. Gene Ontology annotation, cellular component: membrane; cytoplasm; nucleus. The record is from RefSeq and is a predicted model, not a curated record. Gene Ontology annotation, molecular function: GTPase activity; GTP binding; microtubule binding.
CUGGGUUGCCUUGCUUAGUAUCUCUCGGUUCUUCAGAGAGGCUGACGCUGCACAGCUCCCUGCAUCCCUGCAACCCGGACUGCAUUCAUUUAUUUUAACAAGUAAAAAAUCAGAACAAUGAAUAUUCUGAACCAGCAGUAUGAGGAGAAGGUGCGUCCCUGCAUCGACCUGAUCGACUCCCUGCGCUCUCUAGGAGUGGAGAAGGACCUGGCGCUGCCGGCCAUAGCCGUGAUAGGAGACCAGAGCUCCGGGAAGAGCUCGGUGCUGGAGGCGCUGUCAGGGGUGGCUCUGCCCAGAGGAAGUGGGAUUGUCACAAGAUGUCCUCUCGAGCUGAAGAUGAAGAGACGGAAAGAAGGUCAGGAAUGGUAUGGAAAGAUCAGUUACCAAGAACAUGAGGAGGAAUUAGAUGAUCCUGUAAUUGUGGAGAAAAAAAUCAGAGAAGCACAGGAUGAAAUGGCUGGAGUUGGCGUGGGGAUCAGCGAUGACCUCAUCUCUCUGGAAAUCGCUUCCCCGGAUGUUCCGGACCUGACUCUCAUUGACCUCCCUGGUAUCGCCAGGGUGGCCGUGAAGGGGCAGCCGGAGAACAUUGGAGAUCAGAUAAAACGACUCAUUGACAAGUUCAUUAGAAAACAAGAAACCAUCAGCCUGGUGGUGGUCCCAUGCAAUGUAGACAUCGCCACCACAGAGGCCCUAAAGAUGGCUCAGCAGGUAGAUCCCGAUGGAGAGAGGACUCUCGGUAUCUUGACCAAGCCUGAUUUGGUGGACAAAGGCACGGAAGAGACAGUGGUAGAAAUAGUCCACAAUGAAAUCAUCCAACUGAAAAAGGGCUACAUGAUCGUCAAGUGCAGGGGCCAGAAGGAGAUCACAGAGAAGGUGUCUCUGUCUGAAGCAAUAGAAAGAGAGAAAGACUUCUUUAAAAAUCAUGCAUAUUUCCAUACUUUGUACAACGAUGGUCAGGCCACUGUUCCCAAACUAGCUGAGAAACUUACUCUUGAACUGGUGCAUCAUAUUGAGAAAUCUCUACCUAGACUGGAGGAGCAGAUAGAGGAAAAGCUGAAGCAGACUCAGGCGGAGCUGGACCGAUAUGGCAAUGGACCCCCCUCUGAUGCGGCAGAGAGACUUGUCUUCCUGAUUGAUAAAGUGACAGCAUUCACCCAGGAUGCCAUCAGUCUGACCACGGGAGAGGAGCUGAAGUGCGGAGAGAACCUCAAUGUCUUCUCUGUACUUAGAAGAGAGUUUGGGAAAUGGAAGGCCCACCUGGACCGCUCUGGAGAAAACUUUAACAAAAAAAUUGAGAAAGAGGUGGAGGAAUAUGAGGAGAGGUAUCGUGGAAGAGAACUACCAGGCUUUAUCAACUAUAAGACGUUUGAGGUGAUGGUCAAGGAGCAGAUCAGACAGCUGGAGGAACCAGCCAUAAGGAAGCUUAAGGAUGUUGGAGAUGCUAUUAAGAAAGCCUUCAUCCAAUUGGCUGCUGAAAGCUUUGCAGGGUUUCCUAACCUUUUGAAAACAACCAAGGCAAAGAUUGAGGCCAUUAAGCAACAAAAGGAAACUUCUGCUGAGCUGAUGCUGAGGACCCAGUUCAAGAUGGAGCUGCUCGUUUACUCCCAGGAUAAGACCUACAGCAACAGUUUGAGUGAAAUCAAGAGGGAGGAAGAAGAGAAUGAUGAAGACUUCAAUUCAGGAAGGAGCGUUGUGUACUGCAUGGAUAAUCAUGCAACGCUUCAGGAGCUGAUGGUGCAUCUUAAAUCAUAUUAUAAGAUAGCGGGAAUCCGUCUGGCAGACCAGAUCCCGCUGGUGAUCCGCUAUGAGAUGCUGCAGGAGUCUGCCAGGCAGCUGCAGAGGGAAAUGCUACAGAUGCUUCAGGACAAGGAAAAUGUGGACUUCUUGCUGAAGGAGGACUAUGACAUCGGCAGCAAGAGGACCAAUUUGCAGAGUCGCAUGAAGCGCCUCAUGCAGGCCCGUGCAUAUCUGGUGGAGUUCUAGAUGUUAUACUGCCUUCCAGGAAGAGGAUAGCUUUUGUUCUGCGACUACUCUAAGAUGCUCCCUGAUAAACUUUACAUUUAAUUUCUUUACAGCACAAUAUUUAUUUAAGGACCUAAAAUUUUGUGACGGGUAGUUUAGCACAAAAUAUAUUGUGCAAUAUCUAUAGGAAUUACAACUAUUGUCAUUAGCUAGGUUUACGUUUUUUCUUGUGUUGUACACAUUUGUUGUAAUAGAAUACUUUUGUCUGAUUUCAGUGAACCACUUGGAGUUCAUUUGAAUAAUAUUUGAAGUAAAUCAAGUCUUUCUUGUGUAGAUGUUAAAUACCUUCAAACAACCAACUUAAAGGAAGGUAAAUGUACUGAUCUUACCACUGACACAAUGAUUUGAUAAAUAAGCUCCAGCGCCCCCUUGUGUAGAUUUGAUCAAAUAAUCAAUUAAGAUUAGUUGCCCCUAAAGGAAGCAGUUGAAUAUAUAUUCUUUAUUCACAU